Molecule: messenger RNA, 1998 nt
Organism: Aspergillus oryzae RIB40
Lineage: Eukaryota; Fungi; Ascomycota; Eurotiomycetes; Eurotiales; Aspergillaceae
Gene: medA
Product: transcriptional regulator medA
Exons: 3
Coding region: 1-1998 (665 amino acids)
Cellular component (GO): nucleus
Source: RefSeq, a predicted model, not a curated record
AUGCAGCAAGCCGAUUCCUUUGAUCUUUGGAAGUUCGACCCUGAUUUCCAAACCCCGUUGAUUCUAGACGAAUCCUUAGAUUUAUCAGACACUGAAGAGUCACGGUUUAUCGGUUCAUUAUCAGACGGCCUGUUGGCCAAGUCUGAACCCAUCCUGUCUAUGUCUACUCUUCAGAAGCCCCCACAGGCGGCCUUGCUCGGUGGCGAAUCCCGCCAACUACCGGAGGUUAUCUCUUAUUCUCCUCAAAGAGGAUCAGAAGGGACUCGGGUGUUUGUGCAAAUCCAGUCCCCAUAUGAUCUUCACACUUCGUCUUACGCAACUCUUUACCUGGUUUUUGGUUCGAAGAAAUGCGAAUGUGUACCACACUUCCUGGGAUUCCAGGGCUCUUUGUUUCAGUAUGCCCUCUCGGUAGAUACCCCUCCAUUUAUCUCAACAGGCUCGCCUUCUUUCGCUGUGCCCUUGCAAGUGGCGAUGAAUGCCCAAAACGAGUGUCCUUCUACCACCCUCCAAGUUGGUGUAUAUACCUACGAGAAUGCUUCCCACCCCUCGCCAUCGGACGAAUCCCGAAAGAGGAGGAUCAUGUCAUACUCGGAGGAGCCUAUGUCGGGAAAGAGGACUACUGGGCCGCCAAUCCAGGGCAAGGAGCAGCCGCCAGCCUACUCUUAUUCACCUUAUUUGCAAUCAUUGCCUGCGAUGAAUGGCUUCGUUGCUCCAUAUCACCCAACCUCGUCACCCCGAGUUGCUCCAGCGCAGUACUCGACUGUAAAUGCAACGCCACAGUCCAACAUCCGAGCACCCUCACCCCUCGCCCCUUCAUGGAGUCCCUCAUACGUGACUGUCCACGGAGAUUCCAGAGCUCCUGGAUUCGCCUAUGGCCACGGCCUCCGCCAGCAAAAACCAACCUCCCCCGCGCGUCUCUCUAACCCAACGCUUAUUCGCACCUCUACCCUGCAGCAGUCAAGCAGCCUCGGUCACCACACUCAGUCAUUCAACCCCUAUGCCAUGUAUCCCUCGAAGGCUGUUUUGAAGCUCAAUGGCAGCUUGGACUCGAUGACAGAAAGCUGGACUAAAGAGGAGCGUGAGGCUAAGCGUCGCUUGGUUCAAUUCACUCGUAUGCAAAGUGGGAGCACCAUCCAUGCGGAUUUUAACCCAGUUGCUCCCGAAGACCGUGCUCCCAACAGUAUCUGCAUUAGUUGCAUCUACUGGGAUGGUAAAGAUGAAUGCUUCAUAACGAGCGUCGAUACGAUCUACCUCCUUGAGUCGCUGGUUGGUGUUAGAUUCACCGUGGAAGAGAAGAAUCGUAUUCGCAGGAACCUGGAAGGCUUCAGGCCACUUACUGUUUCAAAAGCAAAAGCCGAUAGCGAAGACUUCUUCAAGGUGAUCAUGGGCUUCCCCGCCCCAAAGCCGCGCAAUAUUGAGAAGGACGUCAAAGUAUUCCCCUGGCGGAUACUUGGCCAUGCGCUGAAGAAAAUCAUUGGUAAAUACGUAAGUGGUGGAUUUUUUACGUUGCAAAUCUUUGACGCAAAUGCUGACGUCCAUGGGUCACAGUCCGCAAGUUACUCGUCGACAGCUGGGGCACUCCCCACCCCCAUUAGCUCAACUUAUACAAGUAACGGCGCUGCAUCGGACUCUGGCACUGAGCCCCCAAACGCGGCAUCCCCACAAUCUGUCUCGGACACUGGUCCAUCAACCACAUAUGGUGCCCAUGUUGCAGCCGCAGCCUACUCCCCUCCAGCACAUCACCACCCCGCUCAUUCCAUGACCGGCACUCAUGAGCUACGAGCUGUGCUACCUGCUGUUAGCCAACCCUACCAUCCUAUGGCUGCCCCCUACUCUUAUCCAGCGGUCUGCCAACAACAGGGUGAUCUUGGCCUCUCUGCACCAGUUAGCAGGACUUGGGAAAUCAACCCUCUCAUCAACGCUCCUGGCACAAACGGAGGCCCCACCUACAACUACCUGACCCCGAUGUCAUACUCCGUCCAAGACCCGUCUCAUUAA